UGUCAGGCAGAGCCAUGGCCUCCCCCAUAGUCACCAAGAAGAUGAAGGAGGAAGUCACCUGCGCUAUCUGCCUGCUCCUGAUGGCAGAGCCCGUGAGCAUCAGCUGUGGGCACAGCUACUGCAGACAGUGCAUCGACGACUUCCUGAAGAACCUACACCAGGAGGAGCCGUCGCUCAAUGUGUUUUCCUGUCCCCACUGCCGGGCUCCGUUUCGGAUGGCCAGCGUCCGGCCCAACAAGCACCUGGGAAAUCUCAUCGAAGCCAUCAAGGAGAUGGACCAGGAAAUGUCUUGUGAGGAACACGGAGAGUUCCUCCACCUGUUCUGCGAAGACGAAGGCCAGCUCAUCUGCUGGCGCUGUGAGCGGUCACCACAGCACAAAGGGCAUGACACAGCUGUCAUCGAGGACGUAUGCCAAGGCUACAAGGAAAGGCUCCAGAAUGCCCAGACGAACUUGAAGCAGCUGGAAGAGGAGUGUACGAAACAGAAGGUGCUCGCAAGAAAGCAAAUAAGCGAAUGGAAUGAGAAGAUAGAGAGUCAGAAACAAAAAAUCCAGUCUGACUUCAAGAAUCUUCAGAGCUUUUUGCAUGAAGAGGAGAAGGCUUACCUGUGGAGACUGGAGAAAGAGAACAAGCAGACUCUACAGAGACUGAUGGAUAACGAGGCCACUCUGAAACAGAAGAGCCAAGAACUCAAGAGUCACAUCCUGGAACUAGAGAAGAGAUGUCAGAGUUCAGCCCAGAAGUUGCUGCAGGACGUGAAAGAGACUUUGCGCAGGAGUUCGGCUGUGAAGCUGGAAACACCAGAGGCCCAUUCUUUGGAAGUUCAUACUGUGUGCAGUGUUUCUGAGCUUUAUUUCGAUAUGAAGAAGAUGUUAAGGAGCUAUCAAGUCAACGUGACUCUGGAUCCAGACACAGCCCAUCAUGAGCUAAUUCUGUCUGAAGAUCGGAGACAAGUGACUCGUGGAUGCUUCCAGGAGAAUCUAGGCAAUUCCUCUAGGAGAUUCACUGUCUUACCCAGUAUCCUGGGCUGCGAAGGCUUCACCUCAGGAAGACAGUACUUUGAAGUAGAUGUAGGAGAAGGAACUGGCUGGGAUUUAGGAGUUUGUUUGGAAAACGUGCAUAGGGACAUUGGCGUGAUACAGUGCCCUCAGUCUGGAUUCUGGGCCAUCAGACUAUGUGUAAAGAAAGGCUACGUAGCGCUCACCUCUCCCCUAACCUCCCUUUAUCUGAGGGAGCAGCCCCUGGUUGUGGGGGUUUUUCUGGACUGCGAUGUCGGGGUUGUAUCCUUUUACAACAUGACCACUGGCUCCCACAUCUUUACCUUCCCGAGGGCCUCCUUCUCUGAUACUCUCCGGCCCUACUUCCGGGUUUAUCAACAUUCUCCUUUGUUCCUGCCUCCCCCAGACAAGUAAGGAAAGUAGCAAAACCUUCUGGUUUAGCUAACGUAGAAAAUAUCAUGGAAAUCCCUUGAGGGCAGAAAUUUGGUCUGUUCUUUUCGCUGCUGUUGCACUUAGAACUCUGCUGCACUUGUGGCUACUUAAUAAACCUGCUUUGAAUGAA
Molecule: messenger RNA, 1560 nt
Organism: Puma concolor (puma)
Lineage: Eukaryota; Metazoa; Chordata; Mammalia; Carnivora; Felidae
Source: RefSeq, a predicted model, not a curated record